UUUGAUAACCACGAAAAACAAUUCUACAAACUCUCAAGUCUACGAACUUCUCAAGUACUAUAGUUUUCUUUGUUCUGUGAGUUCCUUGAGAUUUUCUUCUACUUUUGGUCUUGAGAGUUACAACAAUGGGUUUCCGCCUUCCGGCUGUAAUUCCUGCUAAGAAACUUCUUCGACGUUCUUUUUCAAAUACAACCAAAGGAGCUUCAACUAAUUUAGCAUACGUCCCAAAAGGUUAUUUUGCAGUUUAUGUUGGCGAGAGCGAAAAGCAGAGAUUUGUAAUUCCAGUAUCAUUCCUUAAUGAGCCUUCAUUUCAAGAGUUGCUAAGUGAGGCUGAAGAAGAAUUCGGGUUUGAUCAUCCAAUGGGUGGUCUAACAAUUCCUUGCAGACAAGAUGCCUUCCUUCAUCUCACUUCUCACUUGAAUGCAUCGUGAGAUUACGUAAUGGAAAUCUGCAUAUUACACGAACUAACUGGUUGAUAGAAAUUUUUAAUGUAGACAAUCUAAACAUUCUGUAACUUUUUUUUUUUAAUGGGAAGUUAAUCAAAUUAAUGUCUCCCUGAAUUAUGUAGAAAUCUAGCAACUUUUAAUUAGAUAUUCACACUGUUUUUGCUCA
Molecule: messenger RNA, 612 nt
Organism: Pyrus x bretschneideri (Chinese white pear)
Lineage: Eukaryota; Viridiplantae; Streptophyta; Magnoliopsida; Rosales; Rosaceae
Product: auxin-induced protein 10A5
Exons: 1
Coding region: 126-431 (101 amino acids)
Biological process (GO): response to auxin
Source: RefSeq, a predicted model, not a curated record